Messenger RNA from Linum trigynum, 6487 nucleotides. The record is from the annotation of a GenBank genome assembly. NCBI's taxonomy places the organism in Eukaryota, Viridiplantae, Streptophyta, Magnoliopsida, Malpighiales, Linaceae.
CAGAGUUCUUCAUCCCCAACAACACAUUACUGCCCUUUUAUUGUCAUUUGGUCGAUACUCGGUUGAAUUGUUACUUUGUUAGUCAUCAAUUUAAUUUUUAUAUGUGUGAACUACAAUUCAUUGAAAUGUUCAAAAAAUAAUAAGGGGUCGAUGAGUUAUAUAGAAAAUGGUGGGAAUAAAUAAGCUCACUAUGUUUGUUUACUUCUCAAGUUGACACUAGAUUGCAACAGGUGGAGAGAUCAUUUUUAUUCGUUAAAUAUAUCAAGAACAAUUUUUUCAAACCAGACGAACGUGAGUGGAUGAACAAUGUAUUGGUAACAUAUAUUAAACAUGAUUUGUGUGCUAGUAUGGGCAACAACAACAAAAAAAAGUGUUGUACAUUGCCUUAUAAUAUGAAAUCUCAUCAUUUUUCAUUGUAAGCAACGUGCGUUGAACUGUUAUAUGUAAUCGUACGAAUAUUUAUUUUUAACCUGUAUUUAAUAUUGAGUAUUGUGUUAUUGAAUUUUUUCAUUAUAGUUAGACUUUUCUACGAUUAUAUUUAUUUUUUACUAUAUGAAGCACCCCCUUAACCAAUUUCUGGCUCCGCCACUGCACGCACUCAUCCAACAACACGGGUAUUAGGUACGGAUCAGGUUCUACGCGAAUAAGCUACCCAAAACCAACAAACGGUAAAUUUUAAUAUCCGGUUUAACCAGGUUAGUAGGGCUAAAAAUUGCCCUGACCAGUCCUUGAAGGGUCAAGAUGUAUAACUAACCCGUCCCUGUCUCCUUCUUGACCCUGUCUGACACUCAAGGGAUGGGACGGGUCGGGACAGUGGGUCGACCCUAAUCUACACACUACUUUUUUAUAAAUUACGUUUUGGUACCCAAAAUUAUUUAUUCUUAUAAUUCAGGACCUAAAAUUUAUUUUUUACAAAUAAGUCCUUAAAUUUUGAUGAUAAAAUUACAUUUUGGAACCCAAAAUUUUUUACUUGUGCAAUUAGUACCUAAACUUUUAAACCUUUUACAAAGAGAUCCAAUGUGGUAUGAGAUAUUUGUUGUUGCUAAGGGUCACAGAGUAAAAAAAGACCCGUCCCGACCCUUAUAGAGUCAAAAGCUGACACAUCAUUAAACUGACCCCAUAGACAAACUGACUCGUCCCCAACCUCACAAACGAGACGGGUCAGUAGGUUUUCAGGGUCAAACUUACACCCUACGGGUUGGAUACCCACAGGUUUUGGAUUCCACUACCAUUCGUAAACCUUGUGCCAGUCCACUAAGAUUGGUAGGAAUGUGUUGUCGAUAUUCUUCACUACGACGUCAAAAAAAAAAAAAAAAAGUUCACUUGGGUAAACUUUAUACAAUUUCGUAUCGUCAUUAAAUAAUUUCUAGACGUUCUGAUUACUUGCAUCUCAAGUUUCCAGUCUCAAUCCGUUUCUUCUGUGUGAACAGGUCCAUCCAUUAAAGAAUAGACAAUUAGACAUCAUUAUAAACGAGAUCCUAAGAGGAAACGGAGUCUGAAACUUUUUAAACGGAAAGUUUGGUUGAUGAUCAUAAUUCAUAAAUCAUAAAUCUAUACUUACUAUUAUGGCUAUUCAAAAGUAACUUCUUGCCACAUAAGUACUUGGUGAAUUCACAAGAUGCCAAUGUGGACAAUUUUUUAACAAACAAAAAAUUAUUUAUUGAUCUAUUUAUGGAGCUAUCUAUCUCUUCUUUUAAUACUUCUACUCAUUUUUACUAAAACUUAAAAUAAGGUACAUUUUUUGUGACACAUUUAAACAAACAAACACACAUAAGUAAUAAUCUUUUUUUUCAAUUAAACAAACUAUAAAAAUGAAAAUAGAGAGUGACAAUUUAACCCAAAAUAUCUUAUUAAAUCUCAUUAAGUAAAUUUUCUAUCAUUUUCACUAAAAAUUUAUAAUAAGUUACAUUUUGAUGGGAAAAAACAAGCACACAUAUGAAUAAUAAUAAUUUUUCAAUUAAACAAAAUUUAAACGAUGGCCUAGGAGAAAAUGAGCGUUUGACAAUCAAUCGUUUUUGAAAAAUGAACUACAUGACUAUAUAUUUUUUGUUAUCAAACACUCACUUCUUCCUAAUGAAUAUAAUUAUAAAAUAAAACAAGUAUAAUUUAUAUAGAAAAAGGUCUGAAGAUAAAUUUGACAUAGCAAUAAUUGUUAUUUUUUUAAAACGCUUCUUAUUCAUUCCGUUUAAAUAAAAAACAUAUUAAUUAUGAAUACAACCUUUUAAUAUAUCUCUACCAUUUCCACAUUUUGAUUGUCUCUCUAGAAAUAAAAUCCAACAUUGAAAAUAAGAAAUUAGAUAAAGAAGGAAAUUGUAAUGCAUAUGAAGUUUUUUUUUUAUUCUUUGUAGGAGAAUAGGAGGAGGGAGGUACACGAGGAAACGAUUAGAUGUAAAUUUUUUGAGCAGUUGUAACAUAUAUUUGCCUGUUGAUAAAAGCAGUUCAUCCUAUCAUUACGAAGACGAGGUGAACCAGUGGCGUAGUUAGGAUUUCAUCUAAGGUGGGUCCACUUAGAAGAAAAAUACACCUGGUAAAAUAAUUUUUGUUAACUUUGCGAGUCAUUCAUGACAUAAUCUUAUAUUAGAAAAUUUUUGUUAAGUAAAAUAGAUUAGCUGUCGAAAGUAUCAAGAAUAUUAAAUACCAAACAAUUAUUAAUGAUUUAGUUAGUCGUUAGGUUUCGUAUGAUGUUCUUUAUAAAAAACCAUUAGUAUCUAUACCUCGAGUUGUCAAGAGAUAUUUAAUAAUAAAUCUUACACCAAACAAUAAUUCAUGAUUUGGUUAGUCAUUCUCUUACAAAUGAUGUUAUUUGUCAAGAAUCUUUUUGAAUCGAUAAAUUGAGUUGUUGGAAGAGGUUCAAUAAUAUAUCUUAUACUAUUUACUAGCACGCUCCCUCAUAUAAGAAAGUCAACUUAUAGAAAAAUGAAGUUUGCACAAAUCUGUAUAUCGUGUACUUAACAAAUGAGGUCGCCAAAAUUUCGAACAAAAAAUCUUUCGAUCAACUAUUCUCAAUUAAAUACCCCUAAUUUUCUAUAUAAUUUAACUAUUGUAUCUAAUUGAACAAUUUUCCUUCCGAGUCAGGGUGGGUCCCGGGACCCACCCUGUUAUACUCUCCCUCCGCCACUGAGGUGAACCAAACCGAGGAUUGUCGACUGCUCCCUCUUCCUCCUUGAUCUGAAGCUCGCAACUGCUCACUCUUUUUUCCAUUAUUUUCUUAAUUUCUGCCAAAUUAAAAUUGUUGGAUGGUAAAUUUCCCUACUUGAUGAGCGAAUGUAUUUAUUCUUCGUUUUCACGGAGUUAUUUUAUGUUCUCUAUUACGUCAUAUACUUUUAUGUAAAUAGGUAAUAUAUGAUUAGAAAGGAUAAUUGGUUGGACUUAGAGCAUAUGUCCUUUGAUUGAAUAAUUGAUUUUUACUUAAAUGCCUAUUGCAACCCGAUUCUUUAGAUGUUGAAAUGGAAAGUGGAGUUGUGAGGGUUUUUCAUUAUAUUCCUUAUGUUCAUGAUUGACAUGCUACUAGCUAGCUAUAAGAUGAUGAUCUGGUUAAUAAUUAGUAGGUAGCAAUGGGAUUAUAAGUAGAAUGGAACAUAAUUGAGGGGUUUUAUAAAGGUCGUGAAGAAGAAAGAAAAUGACUGUGGCGGUUCCUCGGUUGUGUAUUUUGAUGUUUUUUUCAAUUUCUACACAUUUGCAAUGAUAUUUGUUUGUUUCAUUAGGGUGAAUUUCUCCUCAUUAAAUCCUUAACUAAAGCUUGAUUUUGACAUGAUUAUUUUCUUACCAACUACUAUUUUGAUUGGUGCAUAGAUUCAGUUCACAAAUUAGGAAUAUGCAAGAUAGAAUGAGUUGAGUUGUAUUGAAGUAUGCUCCUUUCAUUAUUUGUCUAUGUUGUUAUUCGGUAAAAAACACUAUUUUUUUUUCCUUUAGGAGAUAUGCAGCUCUCUAUAAAUUAUAAAUUGUGUUUAUAUGAAGUUUAGUUUGUUGAAAAUAUUGUUUUAAUAAAUUAGUGACAACUGAUAGUUCUGUUUGUGGUUGGUUUUGCUAGAACAUUGACAAGAUAAAUUAAUUGAGUAUCCAGAAGACUGAUGGAUGUGGAUGCUAAUGUAUUUCAUCAUUAUUCCAGAAUUGCAGGUGUAACUGACAAUACACGAUAUUCGUGAGAUCUAGAUCGGAAUAUUCUCUAUUAUCAUAUACAACAUAGGAGAAGGGAAAGAAAAUGAAAAGUUCUUCACUUAUUUUUUUUAUUAAUUGAAUCCUAUUUUCUUAUCAUAACUUCUUCGUUUUUUACCUUAAAAAUUUUAACUUCUUUAUCACUUUUUUGAGUUCGAUACAAUAUUUUAAAUCAAUAAAGAACGAUCUACAAAGAGCUCAGUUAUUACAAUUAAAUUUUUCAUAAAUAAAAAAGGUAUAAAAGUAUGAAACAUUACUUAAAUAAGGUAAGUGAGAUUUACAGUUUCAUGUAUAUUAAAUCAACAAAUAUAAAUGAUAAUAAUAAUUAUAAUACUAUAACGAAUUCUAAUAUAAUCAAAUGUAAUGCACCGCCCAACGGGCGGGUAAAAAACUAGUAUAAGAUUAGGAAUGACAAAAAUAUCUGAAACCGUGGAUAUCCAUCCGAAUUCGAUUUUAUUGGAUAGGGUAAAACUCAAAUCCAAACGAUUUUCAGUGGGUACAAGUAAACCCGAACUCGAAUAUUACGGGUAAUGGGUGUGUAUGAUUUUCUCAGUAUCGUUUGAAAUUAAUUUCCUUCAUUCAAGUGAAUUAUUGUCGUAUUUUCCACUUAUAUAAUGUGAGUGUGAAUUUUAACAUUUUGAUUUGAGUUAUAAAUAGAAAUUAUUACCCAUUGAUAACCAUGGAUAUCCGAAACCCGAACGGGUAUGGACAUUGUUUUAAGUUUCUAUCCAAUUCUUAUGUGGAUAUGGGUAAAACCCGAACGACUUUCGAUAAGGUAACGGAUAUGCACUAUCCGUCCCGCCCCGACCCAUUGCCAUCCUUUAGAUAAGAUAAGCCCACUGCGAGUUUGACUACAUGAUAUAUGGGCCGAUUACUCUAUUGUGUGGUUUCUCUUACAGUAGUUAGGCCCAUAUAAUGGAUUGGGGGCUUUUCCACAUUUCCAGUCGGAUCGGUACUGCUUCCGGACUCCUGCAAUUUUUUUUGUGUGGAAGAAAGUAGGAGGAAGAAGAAGGAGAACCAGAGGCGAGAGAGACAAUCAGCAAAACCGCUGAUUUGAACUGAUAAAACUUUCGUUAGGGUUUAUAUUGGCUUGGCAAGCGGCAAUCCCAUUGCGGAAUGGCUUCUCGCAACCAUCUCGACGAUGACGAUGACUUCGGCGGCGAUUUCAGUGGAACCCACAACGGAAGGCGUUCGGGUAAUAAGAGAAGCUUUGGGGAUCUUGAGGACGAUGAGGACGAUCUCUUUAGUUCGAAGAAGGGUAAUUCGAAGGUGGAAGAAACCGCAAUGAUUCUGUCUCUUCGUGAGAGCCUUGAUACCUGCAGGAACGAUCUUGCGACAUGCCAAACGGAGCUUGAAGCGGCAAAGUUGGAGAUUCGAAAGUGGCAUUCUGCAUUUGAGAAUUCGUCUUUCAUACCCUCAGGGGCAUCUCCCGAACCUAAACUAGUCAUCAAUUAUCUUCAGACUCUGAAAUCAGCGGAGGAGUCAUUGGAGGAACAGCUUGAGAAAGCAAAGAAAAAGGAAGCAGCCUUCAUUGUUACAUUUGCCAAACGAGAGCAGGAGAUAGCAGAAUUGAAGUCUGCAGUUCGGGACUUGAGAGCACAACUGAAGCCACCAUCAAUGCAGGCAAGGAGAUUGCUACUUGAUCCAGCAAUUCAUGAGGAAUUUACUCGCUUGAAGAAUUUGAUUGAAGAGAAGGACAAAAAGGUGAAGGAACUACAGGACAACAUUGCUGCCAUGAAUUUUACUCCACAAAGCAAGAUGGGGAAGAUGCUAAUGGCAAAGUGCAAGACUCUUCAAGAGGAAAAUGAGGAGAUUGGUGCUCAAGCAGCUGAAGGAAAGAUCCAUGAGUUGGGAAUGAAGCUUGCCUUGCAGAAAUCUCAGAAUGCUGAGCUCCGAAAUCAGUAUGAAGGCCUGUACAAACACAUCGAGGGCCUAACAGAUGAUGUUGAGAAGUCGAAUGAAAUGGUGCUCAUCUUACAAGAGAAGCUUAUGGAGAAGGAUGGGGAGAUCAACCAACUGAAGCAGAAGCUUGACCUGCAACAGAAGACCUCUGUAGAAGAACCAGAGCCACCCACCGAUUUAGCUCCAGAGAAAGCAGUUAGCAGUGAUGAACUAAUGACUCCAAAACAAGAAACUGAGGCUGAUUAAACUGUUUUGGAAGAAGAUUUUGUAGUUUGCUGGCAGUCAAAUUUUCCUUGUAUGUGCAAUGUGUACAUUAAACAUAUCUCAUUAGUCAUUAUUCUUUCCACACAUUUUUGUUCUCUGGAGUCUGGGUGAUUGAAACUGAAGGUAUCAUAAAAGUCUGCUGGUGUAAUAAGGGCUACAAAUACUC